GCUCACCGCCACCCCCGGCUCGGCCCGGCCCCCCGAGCGGCCGCGGAGACUGCGCAGCGCGGGAGGCGGGAUCCGCACGGGCAGAGCUCGCCAGGCGAGGGCUCCGACGUGCCGGGCUGGCCGCGCUCUGGAACGCCGGUCCUGCCGCGAAACGCCACGCCGGCGCGCCCGGGGAGAGAACGGCGUCUGGGACACGCGCGGCGGAGCGUUCGCCGGCCGGAAACACGUCGGAAUGAGUUACGCAGAGAAGCCUGACGAAAUCUCGAAAGACGAGUGGCUGGAGAAACUCAAUAACUUGCACGUGCAGCGCGCGGACAUGAACCGCCUCAUCAUGAACUACCUGGUGACAGAGGGUUUUAAGGAAGCUGCAGAGAAGUUUCGAAUGGAAUCUGGGAUUGAACCUAGUGUGGACCUAGAAACACUGGACGAGCGGAUCAAGAUCCGUGAGAUGAUCCUGAAAGGCCAGAUCCAGGAGGCCAUCGCACUGAUCAACAGCCUCCACCCCGAGCUGCUGGACACGAACCGGUACCUGUACUUUCACCUGCAGCAACAGCACCUCAUAGAGCUGAUCCGCCAGCGGGAGACCGAGGCGGCGCUGGAGUUCGCGCAGACCCAGCUGGCGGAGCAGGGCGAGGAGAGCAGGGAGUGCUUGACAGAGAUGGAGCGCACGCUGGCCCUGCUGGCCUUCGAUAACCCCGAGGAGUCGCCGUUUGGAGACCUGCUUCAUAUGAUGCAGAGGCAGAAGGUGUGGAGCGAGGUUAACCAAGCUGUCCUAGAUUAUGAAAAUCGUGAGUCAACGCCCAAGCUGGCAAAAUUACUGAAACUCCUCCUUUGGGCUCAGAAUGAGCUGGACCAGAAGAAAGUCAAAUAUCCCAAAAUGACAGACCUCAGCAAAGGUGUGAUCGAGGAGCCCAAGUAGAGUGCGCCAGUGGCCCCGUGCUCCCACGGCCCGGACUCCUCGGAGCAGCCAUCUGUGACUGAGACAUUUGUACCGCAGUAGAGAACUCUUCCCCUUCCCCUCCCUUCCUUGCUUCCUUUCUUUCUUUCUCUUUCUUUC
Enhydra lutris kenyoni (northern sea otter) is the source of this 1057-nucleotide messenger RNA. Its product is annotated as GID complex subunit 8 homolog. The record is from RefSeq and is a predicted model, not a curated record. The coding region runs from base 233 to 919 and encodes 228 amino acids. Gene Ontology annotation, biological process: proteasome-mediated ubiquitin-dependent protein catabolic process; positive regulation of canonical Wnt signaling pathway. The transcript is spliced from 6 exons. Gene Ontology annotation, molecular function: protein binding. Gene Ontology annotation, cellular component: nucleus; cytoplasm. Lineage: Eukaryota; Metazoa; Chordata; Mammalia; Carnivora; Mustelidae.